CUCGGUGUCUCGACAAAAAAGAAAAUAGCAAUCAGCGAUCCCGAAGAACAAAGAAGAUCAGGGAGGAUUUUAAAAAAAAAGGUUGUUUCUGAACAGACAACAGAUCUUUGUGAUUCUCUUGGCUGUUCAUUUUUGAAACCGUAACCAGGAAGUGAAAUAAAGGUUAGAUUGCUGGAGCUCAAAUAAAGAAAAUGGAUUCACGGUCUGUGGAAGAACUUUCUUGCGCUUUACACAGUGAGAAACUCGAUUUCUUCUGUCUGGAGGACAAACAGCCUGCGUGUUUAAUGUGCAGAGAUUCACAGAAACACGACAAUCACACAUUCAGACUUAUCAGUGAAGUGGUUCCGUCAUACAAGAAGGAGCUCAGUUCCGCACUGAAAUCCUCACGGAUGAAGCUUAAACACAGCGAAGACAUUAAAGAAAAGUGUGUGGAAACUCUUCAGCACAUCAAGUCCCAAGCUGAGCGCACGGAGCGGCAGAUUAAACAGGAGUUUAAGAAGCUUCAUCGUUAUCUCAGAGAUGAAGAAGAAGCUACAAUCAAUGCACUGAGGGAGGAAGAGGAGCAGAAGAACCAGAUGAUGAAGGAGAAGCUGGAGGAGAUGGAGAGACACAUCUCAGAUCUUUCACACACAAUCCAAGACAUGGAAGAGAUGAUGACAGCCAAUGAUAUCUGCUUUUUAAAGAAGUUUCCAGUCCCAAUGGAAAGAGACCAGAGUUCAGAGCCGGAUCCACAGAUUGCUUCUGGAUCUUUGAUUCAUGUGCCACAUUACUUGGGAAACCUGCCAUUCAGAGUGUGGAAGAAGAUGCAGGACAUCGUCCAAAACACUCCUGUGAUUCUGGAUCCAAACACGGCUCAUCCAUGUCUCAUCCUCUCUGAUGAUCUGACUAGAGUGAAACAGGGUGGGAACAAACAACUGCUUCCUGAUAAUCCAGAGAGAUUUGACCUUUUUCCUUGUGUUCUGGGUUCAGAGGGUUUUAACUCAGGAACGCACUGCUGGGAUGUGGAGGUUAAAAAGAGUUCACGUUGGAGACUUGGAAUAACUACAGCAUCAAACCAGAGGAAGGGAGGUGAUUUCUUUAACACUGAUGUCUGGAGUGUGCAGUACGGACUGGUUGAAGAGUCUGGUUAUCUUGUUAAACAGAAGCUUGAUCGUGUGAGAGUUGAUCUGGACUAUGACAGAGGAAUGGUGUCAUUUUCUGAUCCUGUAUCUAACACAUAUCUACACUCAAUCACAACCACCUUCAAUGAGACAGUCUAUCCGUUCUUUUAUAGUUUUUUCCCUCUGAGGAUCUUAUCGUCAGAUAGUCAGUAAACGUCACCUCUGGCUGUAGGUUUGGAUCGACCUGCUUUUAUCUUUUACAGUCAUCAUGUUUCCAGUAUUUAAUCCAUAUAACAUGAGUAAGAGUGCUGUUGAUCUGAAUAUCAGUACGGCUGUGAUUGGGCCGCAGGUGAUCACAUGACUGAUAUCCUGCACUACAGCAACACUGACAAUGUCAUAUUGCUUUUAUACAAAAGAUCAAUAGACAAGAAGUUAAUAUCAA
Rhinichthys klamathensis goyatoka is the source of this 1542-nucleotide messenger RNA. Its product is annotated as nuclear factor 7, ovary-like. Lineage: Eukaryota; Metazoa; Chordata; Actinopteri; Cypriniformes; Leuciscidae. The record is from RefSeq and is a predicted model, not a curated record. Bases 192 to 1313 code for a protein of 373 amino acids. Gene Ontology annotation, molecular function: protein binding; zinc ion binding. The transcript is spliced from 6 exons.